This is a messenger RNA of Colius striatus (speckled mousebird), 2907 nucleotides long. It is a transcript of the gene PDE4C, whose product is annotated as phosphodiesterase 4C. The transcript is spliced from 15 exons. Gene Ontology annotation, molecular function: 3',5'-cyclic-AMP phosphodiesterase activity. NCBI's taxonomy places the organism in Eukaryota, Metazoa, Chordata, Aves, Coliiformes, Coliidae. The record is from RefSeq and is a predicted model, not a curated record. Gene Ontology annotation, cellular component: perinuclear region of cytoplasm; cytosol; nucleus. Gene Ontology annotation, biological process: signal transduction. The coding region runs from base 16 to 2220 and encodes 734 amino acids.
UCCCUGAGCCGCGCCAUGGAGCCCACCGCGGCUGGGCCUUCGCCGGCACCGUCCCCCUGCGCCUCCCCCCGUGCCUCCCCCCGCAAUUCCCCCGUCCUCUUCAGGAAGCUCCUGAUGAACCAGAGCAUCCGCCUGCAGCGGCGUUUCACCGUGGCGCAUCCCCUCUGCUUUGACCUGGAGAAUGGCCCCCCAGGCCGGGGUGUGCUGGACCCCCAGGCCAGCCCGGGUGCGGGGCUGGUCCUACAAGGCACCUUCUCGCAUGGCCAGCGCCGCGAGUCCUUCCUCUACCGCUCCGACAGCGACUACGACCUGUCCCCAAAGGCCAUGUCCCGCAACUCCUCCAUUGCUAGUGACCUCCAUGGAGAAGACAUGAUUGUCACGCCAUUCGCACAGGUCCUGGCCAGUCUCCGCACCGUCCGCAGCAACCUGACCCAUCUCCAAGACCGCACCGGCAUCAAGCGAGCGUCCAGCAGCAGCCUGCCCUCCGGGAGCAAGGCCGGGCUCGCCGAAGAUGCUCAGCAGAAGCUCUCACGGGAGACACUGGAGGAGCUGGACUGGUGCCUGGACCAGCUGGAAACACUGCAGACCAGGCACUCAGUCAGUGAAAUGGCCUCCAACAAGUUCAAGAGGAUGCUGAACCGGGAGCUGACGCACCUCUCGGAGACCAGCCGCUCAGGGAACCAGGUUUCUGAGUACAUCUCCAGCACCUUUCUGGACAAGCAGCACGAGGUGGAGAUCCCCUCAGCGCUGGCCAAGGACAAGGAGAAGGAGCGGAGGAAGCGUCCCAUGUCGCAGAUCAGCGGCGUCAGGAAGCUCAGGCACGGCUCCAGCCUGGCCGCCGCUGGCAUCCCUCGCUUCGGCGUGCGCACGGACCAGGAGGAGCUGCUGGCCAAGGAGCUGGAGGACACCAACAAGUGGGGUCUCAACGUGUUUAAAGUGGCCGAGUACUCUGGAAACCGCCCGCUGACCGUCCUCAUGUACAGCAUCUUCCAGGAGCGGGACCUGAUGAAGACCUUCCACAUCCCCGUCAACACCUUCAUCACCUACAUGCUGACGCUGGAGGAUCACUACCACGCCGACGUGGCCUACCACAACAGCAUCCACGCCGCCGACGUGGCACAGUCCACCCACGUGCUCCUGUCCACGCCGGCGCUGGAGGCUGUUUUCACGGAUCUGGAGAUCAUGGCUGCCAUCUUUGCCAGUGCCAUCCAUGAUGUUGACCACCCUGGGGUCUCCAACCAGUUCCUCAUCAACACUAACUCAGAGCUGGCGCUGAUGUACAACGAUGCCUCGGUGCUGGAGAAUCACCACCUGGCUGUGGGCUUCAAGCUUCUCCAGGAGGAGAACUGCGACAUCUUCCAAAACCUGAGCAAGAAACAGAGGCAGUCACUCCGUAAAAUGGUCAUUGACAUGGUGUUGGCCACGGACAUGUCCAAGCACAUGAACCUGCUGGCGGAUUUGAAAACCAUGGUGGAGACCAAGAAGGUGACCAGCCUGGGGGUGCUGCUGCUGGACAACUACUCUGACCGGAUCCAGGUCCUGCAGAACAUGGUGCAUUGUGCUGACCUCAGCAACCCCACAAAGCCGCUGGAGCUGUACCGGCAGUGGACUGACCGCAUCAUGGUGGAGUUCUUCUGCCAAGGCGACCGGGAGCGGGAGAAGGGGAUGGAGAUCAGCCCCAUGUGCGACAAGCACACGGCCUCUGUGGAGAAGUCCCAGGUGGGUUUCAUCGACUUCAUCGCCCACCCGCUGUGGGAGACGUGGGCGGACCUGGUGCACCCCGAUGCCCAGGAGCUCCUGGACACGCUGGAGGACAACCGGGAGUGGUACCAGAGCAUGAUCCCACGCAGCCCAUCCCCACCGCCCGAGGCACCCGCCGACAAGUUCCAGCUCGAGCUGACGCUGAAGGAGGAAGAGGAGGGUGAGUCGGACACGGAGCUGGAGGGGCCAGAGAGCCCCCUGGACGAGGACAACAGCGGCUCCAAGACACCGGCCACAGAUGACUCGGAGUUGGCCGACACUGAGCCCUUGUCCCCGGGCCCUGGGGAGCAGGACUCACCCAGCACCCGCUCCGGGGACGUGGACAACCGGCAGGCGCUGGAGGGGACGCUGCCCAAGGACGGUGGCGGCGGCAGGCGCUCGGGGCCGGGCCCCACGGGCAGCCAGGGGCUGUGCCUGGACAUGGAGGGCAACGUCACAUUCCUGCCCCUGGGCACGUAGCGGCACCGGCCCCUGGGUCCCGUGGCUGCUGUGGGACGGGGCUGCCCCGGCCAGGGGAGAGCACCGGCACCGCAGCGACCGGGCAGCCACCGGCACGCAGAGGCACCCAAAAUGUGUCUCUGUGUGGGAGCUGGGCAGGUCCUGAGGGCCACGAGGACUCUCCGUCCCCUCCUGGGAAAGGUCCCUGUCCUCCUCAGACAGAGCCUGGGGACGCUGUGCUCCUGCCCCAGCCCAGCCCUGGGGACAUCACACCCCACAGGGCUGAUGGAGAUCAGAGAUCAGAGAAGAGACCCUCCUCCAGGGUCAAGCACAGCUGAAAGCAAUUUGGUGUCUCUCUCGGUGCCCCCAUGGUGGGACGAGGCGGGCAAAGGGCUGUGGUGCCAUGCCCCAGCACCAGGGAUGGCUGCAGGGCACGGCACGGGCACGAGUCCGUGGUUUAUUUAUUUAGGGACAGAUUCACUUUGUAAAGCCUUUUGUAGCUCACUUUUUACUCCACGCCUCACCCGGGCGCACUCACACGCGUUGCUGCCGCAGGAGGACGCGUUGCUGCCCCUGACCCUCACUCCAAAUGCUGCCUUUGUUCUUUGCACUUUGGGUCCCGUCGGGAGCUGCGACCCCCAUCCCUCCCCGUGCCUCUGCAGGGGCCGGGGCAGCCCCCGGGGCUCCUUUGGGUUUCUUCCUUCACCU